Molecule: messenger RNA, 1627 nt
Organism: Monopterus albus (swamp eel)
Lineage: Eukaryota; Metazoa; Chordata; Actinopteri; Synbranchiformes; Synbranchidae
Gene: gadd45ga
Product: growth arrest and DNA-damage-inducible, gamma a
Exons: 7
Coding region: 175-978 (267 amino acids)
Biological process (GO): regulation of cell cycle
Cellular component (GO): cytoplasm; nucleus
Source: RefSeq, a predicted model, not a curated record
UGUCUGGAAAGCGGACAAUAUUGAAUAUAAACACGUAGUCCCGCUGAUAAGAUCAAUUGCUCCGAAAAGGCUACUGGCGUUGGCACGUGGCGCAGCAGGAACCGCAUCUGUCAGGGCGUUGAGUGGGAUAACUGACACGCGUCAGGACAGACUGGCAAUUAAGUUUCCUUUUGGAUGAACAAACACUGGCGUGUGUCGAACACAACCUUUAUUGGUCACGCAUCCAAAAUAUGGGACAAUCAAGAAAUUAAAUCCCAUUUGGGGCAGGACAGGUGUAGCCUACAGACUGUAGUAAGCUCUGUCAUCCUCGGGGAACUGAAGGGUCGAGCUUUAUUGUCCAAUGGUAGGAACAAGAGCGGAACAGACCGCCCCUUGCCGAGAAACUCCGCUGACCUACUAUAUAACCACCCACUGUCUGUUCCGAGCAAGACACAUCACACAGAGCAACGCAACCUUGUCUGUUCACUGCAAGAUCCCGAUAACGCUUGGAUUAUAACUAUGACUCUGGAGGAGAUCAGCGGACAAGAGAAUACGAUGGAAAACGCAGAUAGGGUGCAAAAUGCAGGCGCAGCCCUGGAAGAGCUGCUGGUCGCUGCAAAGGAGCAAGACUACCUGACAGUUGGAGUUUAUGAAUCUGCUAAAGUCAUGAAUGUUGACCCAGACAGCGUAGCGUUCUGCGUCCUCGCCACCGAUGAGGAAUACGAGAGUGACAUCGCUCUUCAGAUCCACUUCACCCUCAUCCAGGCUUUCUGUUUCGACAACGACAUCAACGUGGUGCGCGUCAAUGACAUAGAGCGUCUGGCCGACCUCGUGGGCGCAAACGAGACCGGCGAACCCAAGGACGCGCACUGCAUUCUUGUCACGAGUCCCUGUGCAAAUCCAUGGAAGGAUCCUGCUCUGGACAAGCUGGGUUUAUUCUGUGAGGAGAGCCACAGUGUGUACGACUGGGUGCCCGCCAUCACACUGCCAGAGCGCUGAAGUGACAUUCCACUAAAAAUGUUUCACAUGAUGUUGAUGAUGAUGAUGAAAAGAAAGUCAAGGAGCUGAGCUUCAACUGGGGGUGUCAGGCCUCAUUUUUCUGGAUUAAAAGGCUGUGACUGUAAGCCCCUGCAAGAGUGUACCCUUCCAGUGCAUUCUGAGUCAGCAUGUUGAUUCUGGAUUACCCUGGGCUUGGUGUUCAGAGGUCAAGUGUGGACUGGGUCAGGCGUGUGUUGAGUGGACAAGAAGCCUGAUGACAGACAUUGAGAAGGAUCUGGACUGUACUGCACAGUGCAGAAAGAGUGCUGACUGCCUUAGCACUGUGGAACUGAGCAAAGAGACUGUGCAAGAAAGGGACUUAUAAAAGUGUGGAGACUGCACUGAGUCUCACCAGAGGGGAACAAGGAAGAUGCUGGUCCUGAAGAGGGUAUCUGAAACUGUCUAAAUGGACUUAACUUUCUUUGUCAGUGUGCAGCUAUCAGGAAGUUCUUGGAAUAAGUAGCAACUUUGCUCACAAAUCCUGAUCUGAGCUGUGUCUGUACCUGUGACACUUUCAUGGACUAUUAUUUUUACUUUCAAUUAUACAGACAAAUCAAUGCAAUAUUCAUUUGAAUUGUGUUUAUUUUUAAAGGUUUGUCAAUAAACAUUU